This is a messenger RNA of Aethina tumida (small hive beetle), 1154 nucleotides long. RefSeq lists its product as uncharacterized. The record is from RefSeq and is a predicted model, not a curated record. Lineage: Eukaryota; Metazoa; Arthropoda; Insecta; Coleoptera; Nitidulidae. Gene Ontology annotation, cellular component: membrane. Gene Ontology annotation, molecular function: transmembrane transporter activity. The coding region runs from base 292 to 1101 and encodes 269 amino acids. The transcript has 2 exons. Gene Ontology annotation, biological process: transmembrane transport.
AAUCUUCAGUCCUUUGUAUCUUGGAUAUUAUUUAUUAAUUAACCUCUACAUAUACAUCAAUGAAAUGAAUUAGUUUAAAAGUCUAAUGAAAAUCGAUUUAUUAGAACAUUCAAAAUUAAAUACAAUUUAAACUACAAGGUUUAGCUAAAGAAACAUUUCAGAAACAGUGACAAUAUAUGUCAUAUUUUUGACGUUACGAUCUUGCUAUUUUUAUUCAAACAGAAAAAAAAAAUAUCAGGUAAGAUAACUGAUUACACAAUUUACAUAUAUGUAAUUAAUGUUAAUACAGCAAUGAAGCCGACGCAGCCUUUAAGAAUGAAGAAUAGGGCUACCCAGAUUCCCGAAUCACUUUCACACAUAAGAACGGCGAGAACGACGAAGUCUUCAAGAAUGAAGAAUAGAAAUAUACAGGUUCCCCAUUCACCUUCACACAUAUUCUUCAAAACAGGUGUAAUGCCGUUUUUGAUUAUCAAUAUCUUCAACAUCACAGGAACAUAUUUAUUAGUAUUCUACGCUGUUGAUAUUCUUUCCUACAUCAAAACACCCAGCGUAAACCAUUUGCCUGAAGCCAUUCUCAUUGUUGCUUCCAAGUUCGUCAUGUCCAUAAUUUCGACAAUAUUUUUAGUGAUAACGGGAAGAAAAAGACUGUCGAUUGUUUCUGGUAUUGGCACAACAAUUUCUACAUUCUGUCUGUGCAUUUUUCUCCUUAACGAUUCUAUGUCGAACGUUUAUUUAAUGGUAAUUUUCACUAUGAUUUAUAUCACCACAGACUCAGUGAUUUACAUGAUCCUUCCCGGCAUAAUGUUAAACGAAAUAUUUCCUUCAAAGAUUUGCGGCUUGAUUCUUGGACUAAUGUUCAUGUGCCUCAACACCUCAUUGUUCUUUACUGCCAAGGUAUUUCCGCUUUUCAAUCCGACCUCCCAAAUUUCCGAAGUAUUCUGUCUGUUUAUUGCAGCAUCUCUAUUGGCGUCGUUGCUUUUAUACUUCUUACUUCCAAACGACAACAGCUCUAUUUUGUGUGUGAUUAUGAAAGUUCAGAAACACAACAAACCAGCUAUGCAAAGGAACAAAUUAAUGUUAAAUAUUUAUACAGUUGUUUAAAUAUACUUUUUGUUGUGUGGUUUAAAUGUUUUAUUAUAUACAUUAUAAUAUAU